CUGCUGAGGGAGAUUUGUGCUUUGUCACCACAACACAUAUCGCGACUGGCCAUAUCAUUAAUACCACACUGCCCCACACACUGGCAGCUCUCUGUGGCACUGAGCCCUCCGGUGUGUGGCGGUGACAGUGCACAGAGGACGCGUUGCGCUAAUUGGCCGGGUGUUUUGUCCCUGCCGGCUCUCGGUCGGGGAGAUGGGAGAGAGCAUGUCUAAACGGCUGAAGCUGCAGUUCGGCGGGGAGGCGGAGAUGGAGGAGCGCUCCUUUAAUAACUUCUACCCGGAUUACCGGCCUGCCCCUGAAACGGUAGAGCAGGCGGAGGGAGAGGGAGAAGAAGAAGAAGAAGAAGAAGCCGGCGCCGCCGCUGAACACGGGGCACUGGACCUGCCCUUUGACAGAGAUGGAAAGAUUACAGGAAGCUUUUCAAGACGCAUCCAGGCGAAAAUUAGUGACCUGCUACAACAAAUGGAGGAAGGUCUAAAGACUGCUGACCCACAUGACUGCUCUACAUAUACUGGGUAUACAGGCACAGCCCUCCUCUACCUGCAGCUUCAUCGCAUCACUAAAGACCAGGCUCACUUACAGCGCUCUCUCGAUUAUGUGAAAAGAAUUCUGCGCAACCUGAACGGCCGAAGAGUCACAUUCCUGUGCGGUGAUGCCGGGCCUCUUGCUGUAGGUGCUGUAGCCCAUCACAAGCAGCAAAAUGAAACAGAAUCCAAGGAUUGUAUUGCAAAGUUACUGGCCUUGCAUCGAGGGGUGGUCAGCACGGACUCUGAGCUCCCGGAUGAACUGCUGUAUGGAAGGGCUGGAUAUCUCUAUGCGUUGCUGUAUCUAAAUGCUGAGAUCGGUCCAGACACGGUGCCUCAAGCCACCAUCAAAGAGCUUGUGGAUGCCAUCAUUGAGUCUGGGAAGAAUUUGUCCAAAGAAGAGCACAAGACAGAACGCUGUCCUCUGCUGUAUCAAUGGCACAAGAAGCAGUACGUGGGAGCGGCCCAUGGAUUGGCUGGCAUUUACUAUAUGCUGAUGCAGCCUUUAGCAAAAGUAGACCAAGAAACCUUGACUGAGCUGGUGAAACCAAGUAUUGACUACGUACGUCACAAGAAGUUCAGGUCUGGGAAUUAUCCGUCGUCUUUGAGCAAUGAAACAGAUCGGUUGGUACACUGGUGCCAUGGAGCACCAGGAGUCAUACACAUGCUUCUUCAGGCCCACAAGCUAUUCAAAGAAGAUAAGUACUUGAAAGAUGCCGUGGAGUGUGGUGAUGUUAUUUGGCAUAGAGGUCUUCUAAGAAAAGGAUAUAGCAUCUGUCAUGGAACUUCAGGAAACGGAUAUGCCUUCUUAUCUCUCUAUCAUCACACUCAAGAUAAAAAGUAUCUCUACAGAGCCUGCAAGUUUGCAGAAUGGUGUUUAGAUUAUGGUGCACAUGGAUGCCGGAUCCCUGACAGACCCUAUUCUCUCUUUGAAGGAAUGGCUGGCACGGUUCAUUUCUUGUCAGACGUGAUGACACCAGAGACUUCACGCUUUCCUGCAUUUGAACUUUGAUUGGCUGGCAAGAGACUAUGACGAGGAAUAUCUUUUGGCAGUCUGAGAAGAUAAAGAGCUCACACAUGUUACGUUUGGUACCUCCACCUCAUCUUGCCAAACUAGACUUGUCACCUCUUUUUACAGAAGAGAAGUCAAAAUGUUCUGUGAAGACACCACUGGGCUAUCCUGAAAUACGACAUUCAUCCUGUGCUAUGUUUGUAUGUUUGGUCGAACAUGAAGAUGCUUUGUUCUAUCUUUUAUGUUAUCAACUUUUGAUGAAAGGUCAUUUGUUGACCCUUUGAAAGAUAAUCUAGUUUCAUUUGUGGUGUAUAUUAUAAUCCUGAAUUAACAUCAAAGUAAGCAGUAAAUUUGGCUCUUGGAGUACUUGCAGAAUAGUCCAUAGACAAUAGAAAUAACCUCCUGCUAUGUGCAUUUCCAGUAGGAUUAACUUGGACCAGGCAAGUAAUACAUUUUGAAGGGUAACAUCUCUGUAUGACCCACCACUUAUUACGUUAUGUAACAAUCAUUGGUAAAAACUUUUUCAGAGCGAUUUCAUAUGCAUCUGCCAUAAAAGUGGACUGAUACUAUUUAAAAAAAAAAGUGGCUUUGAUGCCAACUGGUAUACAGCUGGAUACAGUUUUGGCAGUGCGCCAGUGUCUUCCUCAGCCCAUGUUAGGUUUUUGGCCUGGGGAAGGUACUUGUCCAGUCCCCAAGCACAUACCUUCUAUGUUCUAUGCUUUUAUAUGGUUUUCCUCCCAAUAAACCAGUUGUCUUCACAGCCAGGUUUUUCAAACUGGUUUCCAUCAACUUGUAUGUAAGAUAUGGUGGUGCUCUGAAAGGGAAGCUGUUUCCACUGAUGGUUGCACUUCACUGACACACUGUCCCUACAAAGGAGUGUCGAUGUUGCCUACUUCUGGAACUGGCACAACCUUUAAUCGUUCAGAGUCCAGCUGACUUGAUGUGCCUACUAUAGAGCACAACCCAACCAGGUGAGCUGCAUUCCUAUAUGACCUCAGCAUUAUUACAAUAUGACCUUAUCUUCUUUUUCCAUUCUCGCUUUUUUUCCGCCAUUGAUUCUGCACUUCCUGUUAAGACGGGUAAUUUCUAUCCCGGUUUUGUCAGCACAGUUUUACUUUUCUUCUUUUUACUGCCUAUGUAUCUAUUGCUGUAUGAUACAAUACAGUAUGGUUUACAUUAUGAACACAUUUCAGAACUAUACAUGUGCUUGUACACUAGGCAAGUAGUUGACAUUUUCCCAGAACAGUGUACAGUAUAGACAGAGCAGACAAAAUCUCCUGUGUGUUGAAUGGGUCAUUUUGGAUGAGAAGAUGAUAUGGUAUAAAAACUGCAUGUUCGGUAAAUGUGUAUGUAAGGACCAUCUGCAUGCAUUAUGGGUGGGAUGUAGAAUGCACCUUCAUUCCAUGGCAGAUCAGAAUAAUAUAUACGUGUCUUAUGCGUUCAUGGUGGCACAAGUUAGUAUCCAGGGGGCUUGCAGGGUGAUAACUGCCCAAAGUGUUGGAAGAGACUUGCUGUCCAGAAAAUUACACAACCAUAGACUGCACCAUUUAUCCCAAGCCUUGAAAAACUGUGUUCCAUCUAUCAUUAAGCAGUCAGCACCUUCAAUCAUUUCCACAGAAAAUCCAGUGAUCUCUGACAUGCACAAAUGACCUAAAAUUUCAUUUGAAAACCCCCUUGAAAUCUGAGCUGCAAGUAUUUCUUUUCAUGAUCUGUGUGUAGAGUAGCUGGUCUGCAGAAAGAUGCGUUCUGCUCCACUUUUAUUCCGAUUACUUAAGGCGUUCCAGAACAUUGAGAUGUGAAGCACGACAUGGAUAUUCAGUGGGUUUCUCCAGCCUAACUGCUCACCGUCGUGCCAAAAAUUACUCAGAGGAUGUCACUGCAUGCACCAUUUGUACUGAGCUUGUAUAGAAAGGGGGCUUUGUCUUUAUGUGUUUACUGGUGGUUAUACCAUAUGCGGCUCCUCAGGCCUGUGUAGGCCUGGUACGUGAGGAUUCAGCAUAGUUUGAUUGGGAGUAUUUGUGCUGCUUAGAAUUUUCAUAAUUGUCCUUGCAUUACAUAUGACAUGACAGAUCAAAUGUGUCAUGGCUACGUGCACAAAUGUUGUGGGGGCAAUUUUCAUGUAGAUACUUGGUUAGCCAUCACUUGGUACUUUGAAUGAAAGAGCACACCCUUUGACUAUGAUUAGAGAUCUUAACUUUGUAACGUCUAAUCAUGAAAUCUAUUGAUUUCUGCAAUGUAAGUCAUUACCAAACUUCAUGGCUUUAACUAGUUGGGAUUGGCUGUUGUCUGUUUUUGGGAUAUGUGUGCAUCUGUGGUGCUUGGUAUGUACCUAAAAUGUUAAAUGUUAAUUACCUGCAAUACUGUCUUUUACAUGUUCACGUGUUCUGUGUUUUUACGUAUGUGACCCUUAAUGCUGCCGUCAGAAUGAAUAAAAAGCUGAUGG
Messenger RNA from Bufo bufo (common toad), 3980 nucleotides. It is a transcript of the gene LANCL2, whose product is annotated as LanC like 2. Gene Ontology annotation, cellular component: plasma membrane. NCBI's taxonomy places the organism in Eukaryota, Metazoa, Chordata, Amphibia, Anura, Bufonidae. The coding region runs from base 194 to 1537 and encodes 447 amino acids. Gene Ontology annotation, biological process: carbohydrate metabolic process; peptide modification. The transcript is spliced from 9 exons. The record is from RefSeq and is a predicted model, not a curated record.